CACUUUCAAACGACGUCGUUCGUACUUGAUGUUUCCUGUAUCACCUCCUUCAACUAGGGUUUUGCUUAAAAAAACAAAACCCCAGCCCUCUAUCUCACAGUCCCUAAUUCCAAGCCAUGGAGGAACCUCCAUCGCAGGCUCCAUGUUGGAGCAACAUAGUCAAGGCGCAACCACCCCCAAAACCCCACCACCACCAGCAAGCCUUGAUUCCCCCGAAUCUCCCUGUCGGCAGCUGCAAAUCCAGCAAAGGCAUCAGCAUAGCCGUCGUCGAUGCCACCGCCAUUAUACAAGGCGGAGAGCAGCUCACUCGAUGCGCCGACAAGUUCGUAUCUGUCUCCGAAGUCAUCGACGAAGUCCGUGACCCCGUCUCCCGCCACAAGCUCGCCUUUGUUCCCUUCACUAUCGACACCAUGGAACCAUCUCCCGAAUCCCUCAAAAAAGUUAUCAACUUCGCGAGAGCCACUGGUGACUUGCAGACGCUUUCAGAUGUUGAUCUUAAACUCAUUGCAUUGACUUAUAUGCUGGAAGCUCAGAUCCAUGGGACUAAGCAUCUUAGGGACAGCCCUCCGCCUAUCCAUGCGGUUAAUGUGAAAAGGCUGCCUGAGAAGGAUAUGCCUGGGUGGGGCUCUAAUGUUCCUAAUUUGGAGGAGUGGGAGGCAUUAGAACAUGAAGUCGAGGAUGGAUCAAACCCAAAUUCGAGAAUCCUACCAUUGACCGAUUUAAAUUUAAAUGUUAUCCCUGCAGAUGAUCACUCUGAAAAUGGUUUAACAGGAAAUGGAGGUGAAGCUCGAUCUGAGGAUCAAGAGGAUACUGAUCCCACAUCGAGAAGACCUAUGAGAUAUUUGCCUAAGAAGAAAGAAAUAAAAAUUGAGGGGAAGAAGAUGGUGGCAGAUGGAGUUGAUGCCUCUCAGGGGCAAUACGGUGAUAAUGCUGGUGAUUGGUUGCCUGCUGUAAGUCGAAGUACUCAUCGAAGAUACCUUAGAAGAAAAGCUAGACACGAAUUGCAUGAAGCAUCAUUGGGAAAUGGUCAUCAGCAUGAUGCAGAGGAAAACAUGGAAAAUAACAUCAUUGAGGACACUGAAUGCGCUGAUGAGCUGAUGCAUGAAAGUCCUGAAGGAAAGCUUGUUGGAAAUGGGAUAACAGAGGAAAGUGGGACCACUGGAGGCAAGGAGGGUGAUGGAAAUCUUUCCUCAAUCCUACAACAAAUGAGGCUCGAAGAAGGUUCACUGAAGGAUCUUCAAGAAGGGAAAGAGGGGGACUUCUUGUGUGGGGGAUCUGAGUCCAACAAUUGCACAGUGGCAGAAUCUACUUCUGAUAAUAAUGCACAUAUAGCUGUUGAAGAGGAUGAGGUUGAAACUAUCGAUGAAAGGUUGGACCACUUGGAGAUCUCAAGCCAGAUGAGUGAAAGUGUUGAUGUGUCAUAUAUAGAUGACGAAAGUAGUGAGCAAAGCUGGAUGUUGAAAUCCUUGUCUGAUUCGAGUGUAGCUUGUGUAACCAGUGAUUUCGCAAUGCAAAAUGUUCUUCUGCAGAUGGGUUUGCGCCUGCUGGCACCAGGAGGGAUGCAGAUACGCCAGCUGCACAGAUGGAUUCUUAAAUGCCAUGCCUGCAAUGAGGUGACUGCUGAAAUUGGGAGAAUUUUCUGCCCAAGGUGUGGCAAUGGUGGCACUUUACGCAAGGUAGCUGUUACAGUUGGUGAGAAUGGAAUUAUUCUAGCAGCUCGUAAGCCACGUAUUAGCUUGCGUGGCACAAAGUUUUCACUGCCUUUGCCGCGAGGUGGAAGAGAUGCCAUUACUAAGAACCCGAUUUUACGUGAAGAUCAACUCCCUCACAAGCUCCUGCACCCCAAGACAAAGAAGAAAGCUAAUAAACCAGGAGAUGAAUUCUUUGCUUCAGACGAUUUCUUCAGCCACCAUACUGAUAAGAAAACUUCUUUAAGGCCUCCUGUAAGAGAAGCAUUGGCGGUCUUCAGCGGAAAGAGGAAUCCUAAUGAUAAUCAUUUCUCACGUUCGAAGCGGUAGAUGGCAGUUUGAGCUGGAGUUUUGAGUUUUGUUCAUUCGUUUCGACUUGGUAGCUGUAUUGAAAAGAAAAAAGAGGGGUUUUGCAUGGCCAAUUCAAGGUGUUAAUGAUUGUUUCUUUUUUUUUUUUUGGGUUUAUCCCCUUCUUUUGAGUGAGCUAGACCCAUAAUUUGUCAUGAUGCUUAUUAUGUUAUGGAUAGUUUGCUCCUAUCGAGCACAA
Molecule: messenger RNA, 2235 nt
Organism: Vitis vinifera (wine grape)
Lineage: Eukaryota; Viridiplantae; Streptophyta; Magnoliopsida; Vitales; Vitaceae
Product: RNA-binding NOB1-like protein
Exons: 5
Coding region: 117-2018 (633 amino acids)
Biological process (GO): maturation of SSU-rRNA
Cellular component (GO): preribosome, small subunit precursor
Molecular function (GO): RNA endonuclease activity
Source: RefSeq, a predicted model, not a curated record